UUCCUCUCUCUUUUCCCUUCACGCUUCACGCCUGGCCAUCAACUUCUCUUGCCUUCAACUGGGGCCAAUCACCUCGCUUCCCAUACAGCUCUAAAGAUCUGUGUUUUCGUGCAAAUUAAAGAUAAAUGACUAGGACAUGGCUAGGAAAUGGGGUUGGUUUUCUGCUGUGAAGAAAGUUAUCAAUCCUGCUGAUUCCAAGAAAGAUCAGAAAAACCAUAAGUUGAAGGCAACAUGGUUUGCCGGACCCGCAGAUUUGGAUCCAGCUCUCUCAUCACCAAAAGUAGAACCGACAUUUGAUGCCGCUCCUCCUCUUCCAUCUAUUGGCACUGAGGAAGAGAUCAAUGAAAAUAGCAAGCAAGCUUAUUUGGUGGAUGAUGCCACUGCAGUUGUUGCAGCAGAUGCUGCUAUUGCUGAUGCAGAGGUUGUUCAUCCAACAAGUCAUCAGCCUCAGUGCUCGGUGAAGACAAAGGAAGAAAUAGCAGCUAUCAAAAUUCAGACGGCAUUUCGAGGGUAUUUGGCAAGGAGGGACUUACAUGCAUUGAGAGGGUUGGUGAGGUUGAAAACAAUGAUACAAGGGCAUUCUAUUCAACAGCAAGCAGCAGCCACCUUGCGAUGCAUGCAGACUCUUGCCAAGGUGCAAUCUCAGAUUCGUGAGAGGAGAAUCAGAAUGUCUGAGGAGAACCAGUCCCUUCAGCGGCAACUGCAGCGGAAACAAGAAAAGAAUAAGCCUCAAACCACAGCGGGAGAAGAAUGGGAUGAUAGCACGAAAUCUAAGGAAGAGAUCAAAGCGAGAUUGUCGGACAGAAAAGAGGCAGCUACGAGAAGAGAGCGAGCUCGGACUUACUCAUCCUUGCACCAGCAAAAAUGGAAGAAGGCUUCAAAAUCUGGGAAUAGGACGCUUGCGGCUAACAUGAAUCCAGACUGGAGUUGGAGUUGGGGGGAGCGAUGGGUGGGAUCACGGCCAUGGGACGAGAAGGAGGUUGCAUCCAUGGAGAGUGAAGCAAGGCGUGGCAGCGGUUCAGUGGGUGAUCACCGCCAUGCCCAAAAACCAAGCCGGCCUCCCAACCCACAUUCGGCAAGGCCUGCAUCGAGAAACAGCGAUAAUGAGGAAGAGUCAAGGGCCCGACAGCACCAGCGGAGGCAUAGCAUCGCAGAAUGGUCAAUAGUGAAGGGCAAGUAUUCUUCUUCAGCCUUAAAGCUAUGCGGUCCCUCUACGACCAGGAGGCCCUCCUUCCCGUCGUCUGCUUCAAAAAGGCACUCGUGUCCUCCUGAGAUGCAAACUUUCUUGGAAAACCAGAAAGCAAGACUAGAAUUCAACUCAUAACACAUUGUUAGAUGGCCUGUAGGUCAAGUCUUCUUUUGACAAGGGGCAUGAGGAGUGAAUCAGGAAAUGCCCUCUUCUUAAUCACUUUCUGUCCUUCCCUCCUUAACCCACCUCAUCUUCUUUAACUGUUUCCUCUCCCCACUCGUGCGUACCGUUGCUAUUUGUAACAUUCUAAUGAUAUGUUUGGAUGGAUAUGAAUUUGAAUUUGAGUCAAA
Messenger RNA from Prosopis cineraria, 1539 nucleotides. RefSeq names its product protein IQ-DOMAIN 3-like. The record is from RefSeq and is a predicted model, not a curated record. The coding region runs from base 137 to 1324 and encodes 395 amino acids. The transcript is spliced from 6 exons. Lineage: Eukaryota; Viridiplantae; Streptophyta; Magnoliopsida; Fabales; Fabaceae. Gene Ontology annotation, molecular function: protein binding.